Messenger RNA from Elaeis guineensis (African oil palm), 1919 nucleotides. RefSeq lists its product as uncharacterized. Lineage: Eukaryota; Viridiplantae; Streptophyta; Magnoliopsida; Arecales; Arecaceae. The record is from RefSeq and is a predicted model, not a curated record.
UCUAGGCUACAAUGUCAAGCAUUCACAAACAACCACCACAACACAGGAGCAGAGGAAAGCCAUCCUCCCAGCUCCACUCAACACCUCCAAAAAGAAGGCUACCGCUAGCUGAGAGAAGAGAAAAGCCAAUUCAGAGGUGAGAGCAAUAAGGAGGAGAAAGAAGAACAAGAAGAGCAAAAGAUAAGAACCACCAUCAUAUCAUCUCCACCAUCUCACUCACCCACCUACCCACCCACCCACUAGAGAAGCUUCUCUUUUUCCAUAAGAAUUCAGGAAGGUAUAAGUCAUUAGACAGGGAACAUAGACAAGAUCUUUGGAUGGAUUCCUUCAAGGGGAGAUCUGGAUUCUGUUACAGUCAUGGAGGGGAAGCCAUGGAGGGUGGCGGCGCCGCCUUCUUGGGCCUCCUGGACAUUUACGUUCAUCAUGCUCGCGAUAUCCACAACAUCUGCAUCUACGCCAACCAGGACGUCUACGCCAAAUUCUCCCUCACAUGCAACCCCGACGAGGCGCUGUCCACCCGGAUCGUCGCCGGCGGUGGCAAGAACCCGCAGUUCGACGAGCACCUCAAGCUCAAGAUCCCACAACCCGAUGCUGUCCUCAAAUGCGAGAUUUGGAUGCUCAGCAGGGCCAAGAAUUUCCUGGAGGACCAGCUCCUGGGAUUCACCCUGGUGCCGCUCUCCUCGGUGGCGACGGCGAAGGGGAAGUUGACCCAAGACUUCACCCUCUCCUCUACCGAUCUCUUCCACUCUCCCGCGGGGACCGUUAAGCUCACCCUGUCCUUCGACAGCUCAGGUGCCCCUGAUAAGGCCUUUGUCGACUCCAACACACUUAAUUCAUCCAUUAGCUCGGAGGUUGUCUUGCUGGAUCCUGCUGAUUAUGGAAGAAUUGAGUUUCCUGACAUCAAUGUUGUGAAGGAGAAUCAGAAGAUGGUUUCGGAGUACUUCGUAAUGGCGGCACGCAGGGCUCCUUCGAAGGCCAUCGGGCCGGUGGAGCCUGCUGCACCAUUCCUGCAUCUAGGAGCUUCCCCUCAGUCUGCGGAGGACUAUGACAUGACUGUGAAUUCGAGUGAGGAGAACAAUGGUGGAUCGGAUUCUCCUGAUGGUAGUAGUAUUCAGAAUUCGGGAAUUUUCAGCAAUUCUACCAUGACUAGCCUCAGUGAUGACAGGAAUUCUGCUGACUCCUCGGAUAAAAAGAUUCGGGUGACUUCGAACAAUUCAGCUUUGGAGACUAAUCACAGCUCUGGGACUUCGCCGGAUACUCCCACUUCACACAGCGGUGGUGGUGGUAGAGUAGAGAGGAAGGAGUCCAAGACAUCGAAUAAGGAAGAGGCAGAAGGUGGUGCAAAAGAAAACAAUGUGCACAGCAAUGUGGAAAUGGGAUCUGUUUUUAAGUCUCCAUUGGGAAACAUCAACCUCGAGGCCGAGCAGACUGCGAUGCAGCAGCAAAUUGUGGACAUGUACAUGAAGAGCAUGCAGCAAUUUACCGAAUCCUUGGCGAAGAUGAAGCUGCCGAUGGAUCUCGACAACCCGGGAUCGAAGGAUGGAGGGGAUGUUAUCCAGAGCCAGAAUGACAAGUCUGAUCCACAGAAGCAAAAAGAUAAGUCCAGAGUGUUUUAUGGUAGCAGAGCCUUUUUCUGACCAGCUAAUACACAGUAUCUGCUUCAAAACAGUGUUAGCUGCAUGAGAGAGUAAUUGACAAGAACUUGGUUUUACUUGCUGUUUGUGCGUGUGUAUGUCUAGAUGGAUGUCCGUUGUGUCUGUUAACUCUUUGAUUUUCUCCUAUAUUACAUCUCUGAUUUGCUCUUUUAUUGCGGUGGAGACACAAACAUAACUAAGUGUUGAUGUAAUUAACUUCUUAGGGGGUCUUCAACCUUAUUUGUCUACUAAUAAACUGCUGUGAAAGUAUAACCAUUUGUGCCA